Molecule: messenger RNA, 2122 nt
Organism: Belonocnema kinseyi
Lineage: Eukaryota; Metazoa; Arthropoda; Insecta; Hymenoptera; Cynipidae
Gene: Vps4
Product: vacuolar protein sorting-associated protein 4B
Exons: 7
Coding region: 168-1493 (441 amino acids)
Biological process (GO): vacuole organization; endosomal transport
Molecular function (GO): ATP binding; ATP hydrolysis activity
Source: RefSeq, a predicted model, not a curated record
CAUAUUUACUUCCAAGUUCCAUCACGGUGAUGUCAGAUAAUUCAUUUUUUGGAGGUUACGUUUUCACGGUUUUGACAGCAGUAAAAACUAAUUUAGAGGUUAGAAAUUUGUGACAACUCUGGUCACGAAUAACCAACAAGGAUUUGGAAAACACAUUUUUGUAAACUAUGGCAACAGGAACUACGUUACAGAAAGCGAUCGAUUUAGUCACCAAAGCAACCGAGGAAGAUAAAAAGAAAAAUUAUGAAGAAGCUCUGAGGCUCUAUGAACACGCAGUAGAGUAUUUCCUUCAUUCACUCAAAUAUGAAGCCCAAGGCGACAGGGCGAAAGAGAGUAUCCGAUCAAAGUGCAACCAGUAUUUGGACAGAGCAGAAAAGUUAAAAGCACAUUUGAAAAAAGGGAAAAAGAAGCCCGUGAAAGCCGGCGAAGAUGAUUCGAAAAGCGAGGACAAGAAGAGUGAUAGUGGUGACAGUGAUACAGACAGCGAUCCCGAAAAAAAGAAACUUCAAAGCAAACUUGAAGGUGCUAUUGUCAUGGAAAAACCAAAUAUAAAAUGGAGUGAUGUCGCUGGUUUGGAUUUAGCUAAAGAAGCUCUGAAGGAAGCAGUCAUCUUGCCUAUUAAAUUCCCUCAACUCUUCACAGGAAAAAGAGUUCCUUGGAAGGGUAUUUUAUUAUUCGGGCCACCAGGUACCGGUAAAUCCUUUUUAGCAAAGGCAGUAGCAACAGAAGCCGACAAUUCCACCUUCUUUUCCGUCUCAUCCUCCGAUUUGGUGAGCAAGUGGCUCGGAGAAUCUGAGAAACUCGUCAAGAAUCUAUUCGAGUUGGCCCGUCAACAUAAACCUAGCAUCAUUUUCAUCGAUGAAGUGGAUUCUCUUUGCUCGUCUCGAUCCGACAACGAAUCGGAAUCAGCACGGAGAAUAAAAACCGAAUUUCUAGUACAAAUGCAGGGAGUGGGAAAUGACAAUGACGGUAUUCUUGUCCUUGGGGCGACGAAUAUUCCCUGGGUUCUGGACUCUGCAAUCCGAAGAAGAUUCGAGAAGAGGAUUUACAUUCCUCUGCCGGAAUUGCAGGCUCGAGCGAUUAUGUUCAAACUCCACUUGGGAAAUACGGCUCACGUUUUAUCAGAUGAGGAUUUCAAGCAGCUGGCAGCUUCUACCGAAGGAUACUCGGGGGCUGAUAUUAGCAUCAUCGUCAGGGACGCUUUGAUGCAACCUGUCAGGCAGGUUCAGACCGCAACGCACUUUAAAAAAGUGAGAGGUCCUUCGCCCAAAGAUCCAUCGAUUAUCGUUGACAAUUUGCUCACCCCUUGCUCUCCUGGUGAUCCAAAUGCAAUUGAGAUGAAUUGGAUGGACAUCCAGGGUCAUGAGUUGUUUGAGCCGCCCGUCACAAUGCGAGAUAUGUUAAAAUCGCUAUCGACAACUCGGCCAACAGUGAACGAGGACGACAUGAAGAAGCUUGAGAAAUUCAAGGAAGACUUCGGUCAGGAAGGUUGAUGUUGUCAUUUUCAGGCGAGAGUACGAGAAUCUUCAGGCACACGAAUACUUCAGUUAAUCACGCUUGCCUUAUUCUCUUCUUGGACAUUACACCUCUCCGCAGUGACUGUAUCAAACCAUCUGAAAAUUAUCCCUUUAUCUCUCACAAUGAGCGAUUGCUGGGUACCACAUGUAUAUUAGCAUGUUUUUUUCUCAUGUCGAGACAAUCGACGUCUUCGAAGCUAAGGAUGAAACUAUUUUUUGAGAUAAACGAUAUUUAGGAUCGAUCCUUUAAUGUAUUCUCUUCUAUCGCUGUACGCUGUAGAACUUCACAAUUUAGACUCUCUUCGAUAUCUAUAUGUAUUAUAACUAUUUGAAAUAUGAUAUAGACAAAAUUUAAGAAUUUAAGACAUGAGAUGAAAGAUAUAAGAUUAUAAAAUAGGAGAUUAAUUGAGAGGCAUAAUACCGGCAUGUAUUUAAAAUUUGAUUAUGAAUUUUGUUACGCAUUUUUACUUUACAAUUUGCCGAAUGCGUUUUACUUGAUUAAUUAAAAAUCUUACAUGAUGUACAUGUGUGCGUUAUAAAUCGGAACAUUUGUUCUUCUGUACAUUAUUUGUAUUGUUAACUAAAUAAAUAACAAAUUAGUUACA